AUGCUCAGUCGAACCUUCCCUGCUCUCAUCAGAGCGUCUACUCUUCGAUCUCCUCAGCCGAUUCUCCGCACUGCUCUGUUUUCUGCGCCGUCAAGAACGUAUGCGAAGGUCGGCAAGCCGCGGCAGCCGCAGUUGCAGCCAGAAUCAUCACAGCCGCCUCGGAAGCCUGCGUAUUCUUCGAAGCCUUCGGCAAGCGAUGAUGUUACUGCCAGCACCUCAUUGAACGAGACUCAGCAGCCAGGAGAAUCCACGAGCGGCAGUGAACCAGAUCAGCCUCUACCAGAUCUCACAAAGGGCAUACCGUCCACACUAGCAUACGAGCUGAAUGAGGCGCAGCGCGCUCACUCUAAAGCGGACAAGGGCAGUCUGAACAUCACCGAGGAUCCUGCAGAACCAUUACCGAGCGAGGAGGAUGGCGGUCCACGGCGACCGAGAGUCGAAUAUGUGUCGUCCAGCGACCGGAAGAAGAACACCGCAUUCAGGUACACCUACCUCUUCCUGGGUUUGGGCUUGGUCGGAUACACUCUAUACCUCGGUCGUAACUGGGAGACUGAGGAAUUGAGAGAGAAGCACGCUGAAGGUGCGCCGAACGGGUGGAGCCCGGGCAUGAUCUUCACACGAGUGAGAGCGCGGAUGGAGUCAACGAGGAGCUACUACAAUGAUCCCGUGACAACGAAGCUUCUUCCUGACGAGGAGAAGAAUCCGGAGAUGCGAAUGCCAUUCACCCUGGUCCUUUCUCUUGAAGAUAUGCUGGUACAUCAAGAGUGGGAUCGUGCGCACGGCUGGCGGAUUGCGAAGAGACCUGGUGUCGACUACUUUCUGCGCUAUCUCACACAAUAUUACGAGAUUGUGCUUUUCACCAGCCAGCCAUCCGCGAUCGCGGACCAAGUACUCCGGAAGCUGGAUCCUUACAUGAUGAUCAGAUGGCCGUUGUUCCGUGAAGCGACACUGUACAAAGAUGGCCAAUACAUCAAGGAUCUGUCCUACCUGAAUAGGGAUCUCAAGAAGAUUGUCAUUAUAGACACCAAAGCAGAACAUGUGCAGAACCAGCCCGAGAAUGCCAUUAUAUUGCCAAAGUGGAACGGCGAUCCCAAAGAUCAGACUUUGAUCCAAAUGAUCCCGUUCCUAGAAUAUCUUGCAUCAAUGGGAUUCGAUGAUGCUCGAACCGUGUUGAAGUCAUUUGAGGGCAAGCACGUCCCGACAGAGUUCGCGCGGAGAGAGAAGCUGCUGAGAGAAAAGUUUGAAGCCGAUCGAAAGACCAAAACGAAGCCGAAGAAGUCGCUCGGCCUCGGGUCAUUGUUGGGCAAGCAACAGUCUCCAGAUGGCCUGGGUAGUACCGAUGAAGCACUUGCAGAAGGCAAGAUGAUCUGGGACAUUAUUCGUGAACGGGGUCAACGUGGCUACCAGGAGCUUGACAAGAACAUUCGCGAGGAAGGGCCAAAGUGGUUGGCCGCAAGAGAAGCUGAAGAGAAGGCGAUGCAAGAUGAGGCAAUGAAGAAUAUGACGCGAGGAGGAUUCAUGUCGGGUUGGUUCGGUGGCAAGAAGCCUGGAGAAGAAGAAAAGAGGUGA
This is a messenger RNA of Cyphellophora attinorum, 1569 nucleotides long. Its product is annotated as Mitochondrial import inner membrane translocase subunit tim50. Bases 1 to 1569 code for a protein of 522 amino acids. Lineage: Eukaryota; Fungi; Ascomycota; Eurotiomycetes; Chaetothyriales; Cyphellophoraceae. The transcript has 2 exons. The record is from RefSeq and is a predicted model, not a curated record. Gene Ontology annotation, molecular function: phosphoprotein phosphatase activity.